Cutaneotrichosporon oleaginosum is the source of this 2563-nucleotide messenger RNA. RefSeq lists its product as uncharacterized. Lineage: Eukaryota; Fungi; Basidiomycota; Tremellomycetes; Trichosporonales; Trichosporonaceae. The record is from RefSeq and is a predicted model, not a curated record.
CAAGUGGCAACAUUAGCAGCAGCCGCCGCCGCCGCCGCCGCCGUCAUACCCGGCGCGCAUUCUACACCACCUUCCCCCUCCCCCACCUCUAAACCACCGUCACCAAGGCCAAGGCCCGCCGUGGCCUAGUGCCCACUCAUCCUCAACCUCACACGCACCGCAGCCUACAGCUGCAUCUCCAUCCGACCUCUCCGUCGGCCCUGGACUAUCAACCGUGUCGCCGAGCAAAAUGACACGGUCCCCAAUUCGCUCCGCCCCCGUGGGUCCCGGUCCACACAUCCACGCUCAUCCGGCGCCGCUCCCGACCCCUCCUCUCACGCUCCGCGGAUCCUCACCUUCCCCAUCGGAGCGUGCGGGCCGCAAGACUGCUCCACUCUUUACUCUCACACCCUCUGUCUUUCCCCCGUCCGACCUGCUGUCCGACGACGAGGACAUCUCCAGCAUUUGGAAUGUUGUUUCCCGUGCCGCUGAUGUGGUCAAGGACGGCGAGCGACUUGAAAACCUCGCUUGGAGGCACUGGGGCGGCGCUCGAGUACGUCGUCGCUACUCAUCAUCGUCAACCGACACCACCACAUCUGCAUCGGUUCACACUCCGGUCGACCAGCCUACCCUGCAUCACAGACAGAGCUUUGAGAGCAACCGCCGCUCCUUUGCCAACAAGCUCAAAUUGCUGGUCGAACAAAACUCUUUCAAGGACUGGAUAGAAGAUGCGCGCGAGAACGCAAUAGUCGUCGAGUCGCCGCGGCUCGCGCCUCACCUCGCCCUUCCCGGAACGCCCACACCCAACCUCGAAAUUCGGUUAGUGGAGCCAACGCCUGUGCCCAGUCGCGUCGGUUCGCUGGGUGGUAGCGUCGGUGGAACCACUGCCUUCGCGAAGCAUGUUGGGCAACCGCCCGUGCGCGAGGAGGAGAUUGAGGAGGAGGUUGCCGCCACCACUGCGAGCGAUUCCCCUGAGAUCCAGAGGAUACGCAAGCGCGGCGCCAGGGGCGGCUUUUUCAUACACCAGAGUCCUGGCAAGGUGAGCGGAACCUCUGAUGGAUCGUCAGACACUUCUGCGACUCGAGCUCCGGUUCUCGCCCCUGUCUCUACCGAGCCGGAAGCAAUCGCUCCUGCUGAGCAACCGCCAGCGCCAGCGCCCGAAGCAAACGGUGGGCCCAGUGACUCGUCUCAAUGGAGAAGCUCGGCAGAAUCAUCGUCGGCCGUCGUCAUGAAGAAGAAGGAGCCCCGUCGGCAUGUGUCGAUGGCCACGAUGCGAGGCAGAUUCCAAGCUGAGAAGAGAAUCGCCGUGCAGGCCAUCGCCGCUCGCAAGAAGUUGGAGCAGCAACAGCAGCAGCAGCAGCAGCAGCAGCAGCAGCAGCAGCAGCAGCAGACCGAUCCCGAUCAUGGGGACGAGGAUAAUGACGACUCGGAUUGGGAGGAUGACGACGACGACGAGACAGCAGCCGGUAGCGCCAGAGUAACCGAAGUCGAGGACAACGAGGACGACUGGGAGGACGAGGUGUCAUCUGCUGCCCCUUCAGCUGCGCCAUCGCCCCGCAACGGCAAGAUGAACAAGAAGGAGCGCGCGGCAGCCGCUGCCAGACUCGAGCUUGAGAAGGAAGCCCUGCGCAAGCGCACCAUGUUUGCCAAAAUGCAGAUAGACCCGCCGGCUGUCAAGCAGCCCACCGAGGGUCUCCUCAGUCGUGUUUUCCGCACUGGCAAGAGCAUGAUCGACCUCACCGAAGCUGGAAGCAACGACGAGCAUGCCGCAUUCCGGCGGACCCCGACGCACGCCAACUUUGGCACCAUGGCCCACUCACCUGGGGCCGCGGCAGCCCCCAUGUUCCGAUCCAACAGCGCGGUGGCGAUGCCUGUGCAGACUGAUGUGACAGUCACGGCGCGUUCGCACAGAUCGGGGACUAGUGAUGAGAGGCGCUCGCACCGGUCGGGCACCAGCGACCGGGUGCCCGAUGAUGUCGAGCUCGAGACCGAUGACGAAUCCGAGGACGACAACUACCUCGCUUCGUCACGAGUCCGUGCGCAGCUCGAGGCGCUUGAGGCCCGGCGCGCCGCACGGCGCGCAGCAGCCGCCGCUACCACGGCUGUUGCCCCUGCUCCACCUGUCAACAACGACUUGGCUAGACCUGUCCCCGCGCCCGUGUCAGCGGCUGCGCUGGGUUCCGCCAUGGGCGAGUACGACGAGUACGGUGUUGCUCGGCCAAUCUCUCCGACUUCGCGACGACGCAUGAUCAUCGUGCGCGAGAUGUCCGAGUCGCUUCGAAGGAGUGAGUGUAGACGAGUCGCCUCAGCUGACAAGCAGAUAUCAUUCUUGAACGCGAGAAGUCGUCCGGUCCACCUCGACCACCUCCCCACAGGCGGCCCCCUCCGUCCGUUCACACCCACUCCUCCCGCGGGUCGGCCUUGAAUCUCACUCAGCUUCGCGACCACGCACGCGAGAACGGAGUAGACGCAUCUGGCUUCCAGCGCCACAGCGCCAACUAUCAGGAAAUGCGCCCGGAGAAGGCGUUGGAGCGCCACAACUCACAGCCCAACCUCACAGCAUAUGCUGAGCGGAGCCCGACAG